Messenger RNA from Protopolystoma xenopodis, 2106 nucleotides. Lineage: Eukaryota; Metazoa; Platyhelminthes; Monogenea; Polystomatidea; Polystomatidae. The record is from the annotation of a GenBank genome assembly.
AUGCACCCAAAUUGGUUGAAGUCCACGCCUCAGACUGAGUCAUUAAACGAUCUAUCAAAUAUAAUUCAAUCCGCCCGCGGGCUCGGAUUCAUCUUUAUUCUUCUUCAAGCUUUGCAUGAAGUCGUGUUGAAGACACGAUGCCCAUUUGCCUUCCUGGACGAGCCUUUCGUCUCAUGGAAUGGGUCCAACAACUGCUCCGCUGCAACAAACCACAAAGUCUUUUCUCAUCCUGGCAGAUCCCAACCCCUUCGCCAGUCACCAGCGGCGACGGUGCCCUCUUUCAGACGAUGCAACAGCGAGCAUACACACAAAAGAGGAUUGAUUUUUGAGGAUUCUCAUGUCUCACUCUUGAUAGCCAACAUCGAGUUCAAGCGACCCGACUUUCGGGUCGUGGCCACCGCUUCAAGUCUCGAAAAGAGGUCGGGCGCCCACAGGCUAGUUAUAAACGGCCGACUCACGUCACGCUCUGGUGAAUUGGAGCAACUUGGCUAUAAUGGACAUGCAACUGGGCCUCUUCAGCACACACGAGCCUGCAGCUGUGCACUCUUGCGAAUUCCUCUGUGUCUAGCUGUGUGCGUUGCUAUCGCAGCAGCAGACCUCACGAACCUGCCAUCCGGAAGGGGCAUGGAGCCCUCCUCGAAUGCGGACUCUAGCAACGAGUUCCAGUGUCCUUUGAGCUCGUCGAAUGAGGCUCUGCGAAAGGCUUCAACUCUGGAGCGCAAGCGGUUCACGUGGCGGCUUUCGCUGAAGCCUCCGAGAGACGGCAAACGUGGGAGCACGAAGAAAACGGGUCAGUCGAAGGUGGGAGAGGAGAAGUCAGUGGACGAAAAUGGCAGGGAAAAUGACAUAAUCUCGUCACAAAGGGAAAAAAAGCGAAAAAAUGUGUUCACUCGUCUCAUCACCAUCUGCCACCUCCGUCGCCUGGGCGCCAAAAGGAGACAACACUCCCGAUGCGGCGGUCACACGAAGACUGGCUUCAAGAAGACGCUGGCCGAACGGACUAAACCAAGUGACCCUGUCUGGCAGCGCUCCAACUCACCCGAAUUCCUGGAGCCCGAACUCGACAAGCCGAUACCGAUGAAGGAAGAUCUGAUCCAAGCGGCGAGCGCAGACUUCAACGAGUCCGCUCGUCUGGACUCAGUUCCGGAGGUGCGUGAAGUCGUCAACCCGCCAGCCGCGUCACCUUCAAUUGCCUGCCCGGGCAGUGAACAAGCGAAUCUGCGGCCGCGGCUCUCGGAGAUCGGCGAGCAAGACGACGUGCCGUCAGAGCCACAUGUCGACCAUCCAACGGAGCCGGGCUCGAAACACACCUCCAUCGCCAUCGCUACCGCCAGGGCAGAAUUCAUCGGACCACUGUUGCAUGAGACGGUCGAGCUAUUCGACAGUGCACCACCGGACAGAGUGUCCGUGGAGCAAUUGAAAGCCAUGUUUGACGCAAAAUUGAACUUUCCGGAAGAAACGCGCAGCUCCACCUCGUGGCCGGAGAACAGCAAACCGCUCAUUCAGUCGGCUGAGUCUGAAAUGCCCUCGACAGACUUCACACAGAAACCGGCCACGACGCAUGACGCUUGCGUCGCCAUGCCGACAAAGAUGAUUCUCACCACCAUCUCGUUGCCAGCGUACAGCGCCUACUCACCCCUGUCGGGCAUCACCUCGAAGCCGAUCAUGACUUCAGAACUGUCCAGCACGAGGACGAUCACCAGCUCCAUAAUGACUGUCCCCAGUGCAGCCAUCGCAGGUGUUGCCACGGCUGCAGUCGCUGUCGUCGCUAAGGCAGCCCUUUCCGACGACGAGACGAGCACACCCAGCGACCCGGAGUCACUUGUUCUUCCGAUAGCCUUGGAGACGCCUCCGCAAGACCCGACGACAGCACCACCGCCCUACAGUCCGGCGACAGAAGAUGCGCCAACUGAUUCUCCCAAAUCUGAACCAGUUUUUCCUGUCGGCGAGCCGGACUUUGCCCUUUUGAGCCAGCCUCUACCGAUGGACGCGAUUGUCGAGGCGGAGAGCACAGCCCAGCUUUCAAUGCCGAAUGAGGAAGAAACCGAACAUCCUGUCAUUCCGAGGGAAAAUGUCAUCCGGGAAGAAUUGCCAGAAGGUAAGUGA